This is a messenger RNA of Penicillium salamii, 2811 nucleotides long. The record is from the annotation of a GenBank genome assembly. Lineage: Eukaryota; Fungi; Ascomycota; Eurotiomycetes; Eurotiales; Aspergillaceae.
AUGAAGGUCGACAGCACGUCAACUCUGCCCAUCCGAGGCCUAGCACCGAACGUGAAACAAUCCACAAAGCCAGUCCGUUCCGAUCAGAUCGCGAUGUUUGCGCGAGUCAUCUCUUAUCCACCCCUGGGACAGUUGACCUGUGUCCGAAAGCCCCAAGCUUCAUGCAGCCAGGAUCUGCGAUUCACCGUCACAAUCGAAUCCAGCAGCUCCUUCCCCGCACAGCACUGGGAAGCGCAGAUAUGGCACAAUAUCACCGAUUCUGAAUGGACUGCACUGCAAUUACAAGAAUGCGAUACGGAAACUGCGCCGUUAUUAACUGGAACCAAGUCUGACUGCCAUCACUUUCGCCAUGUAUUCUCGGGGGAAAUCACCCUACCCGAAGCAGGGGGCCAUGCGCAAUUCACAGUCCGGUUUCGCACUGGCCCUGAUACAGACUGGCAGUGGGCUAACCAGAAACAUCCCGUCAGUGACGGAGAAAUAAUUUAUUGUCCACGUUCUGCUUUUGACGCGAGAGCAUCGACCGAGGAAUCCGAUUCAAAGUCCAGAGAGGACCUUGGGAGGUACAUCGACAAUCUAUCAGAUCAAGUGGAGGUCACAUCGCGAUCUAGCGAGGCACCUGGGGCUCUGCUAUGGUCCAUCACAGGAGAUGUAGCCCCUGCGACAGACGAAAAAUCGAGUUACAAAACUCUUGUUCUUGGCACUCCGUCUUCGACAGCGAGGUAUCUUUCCCUGGUGCGGGUUUGGAGUCCCUGGUUGGGACCUAGGCAUGGAAGGGAUCAGUUCCAUCUUGCCGAGGAUGCGGUACUAUGUUCAUUCCUACGCACAGAUGGGACGCACCUGGUCCUUUUGGCGGUGUCGGGAAUAAAUGAUGUCCUGACUAUAUUCCAGUCGGGCCACGAUGGUGAAGUGGUUGUCAAAGCGAGGAGCGACAACGUCACACCCGCAAGCUUUCAUGUCCUUGUAGCAGCAGCAGAUGAUUUUGAAAUCGCUAUGUGUGCUGUGGUGUAUGAGGCACGGAAGGUGGUCAGACCGUUCGCUGUGUCUAAUCCUGCGAAUGAAGAGCAGGCUCCUCCAUCGCCCCUAGGAGACGAUGUGGUGGUUGUGGAAAAAGAUCCAGCUGCUCAGUGGUUGUCGGAAUGGUUUGAUGGGUUGACUUACUGCACCUGGAAUGGCUUGGGGCAGGAUCUCACAGAGAAAAAGCUCCUGGAAGCUUUGGAUUCAUUGAGAGACAAUGGGAUUAACAUAGUGAAUCUUAUAAUCGACGAUGGAUGGCAGACAAACGACCACGAAGGAGAAUCACAGUUCAAGCGAGGAUUGAAACAAUUCGAAGCACACCCAGAAGGAUUCCCCAAUGGACUGAAACGGACCGUGGAUCUGAUACGCCAGAAGAACCCCAGAAUCGAACAUAUCGCUGUGUGGCAUGCCUUGCUGGGCUAUUGGGGCGGCAUCUCUCCUGACGGCGCUUUAGCACAGAGGUUCAAAACCAAGCAAGUGAGAAUAAAAGACUCUGCAGCCAAUGGACCCAUUGCCCAGAAUCUCCCAGAGGGGAGAAUCGUCGCAAUUGACCCAGAAGAUAUCCAGCGCUUCUACGACGGGUUCUACAACUAUCUAAGCUCUGCGGGUAUUGACUCGGUCAAGACCGAUUGCCAGUUCUUCCUUGACCUUCUGGACGAUCCUGCAGACCGAACAAGCUUCAUGACAUCUUACCAAGACGCCUGGUCUAUUGCUUCCCUCAAGCAUUUCGGCACUCGGUCAAUAUCAUGUGGCUCGAUGACACCGCAGAUAAUGUUCCACUCCCAAAUGCCAACUAACAAACCAACUCUCCCCCUGCGGAACUCCGACGACUUCUUCCCUGAAGUACCUGCCUCGCAUCCAUGGCAUAUAUUCUGCAACGCACACAACUCCCUAUUCACCCGUUAUCUCAAUGUGUUGCCAGACUGGGACAUGUUCCAAACAAGUCAUCCGUACGCAUCAUUCCACGCCGCAGCAAGAUGUGUAUCAGGAGGACCAAUCUACAUCACCGAUGAACCUGGAAAACACGACAUCUCCCUGCUGGAUCAAAUGACAGCGCAGACCGUGACAGAUAUCACGGUGAUUCUCCGACCCAGCAUUAUCGGACGGACCAUGGACAUAUAUAAUGAUUACAACGAAGGGCAAGUUGUGCGCAUUGGAAGCUAUACCGGCUGGGCAAAGACGGGAAGUGGCAUUUUGGGCCUUUUCAACAUUCGCUCCGACGAGGCAUCGACUAUUGUGUCUUUGAUGGAUUUCCCUGGAAUCCACGAGGAUUCACAGGGUCUAUACAUUGUCCGUGCGCACACAAGUGGGAAGAUGUCAAAUCUUUUGCGGCCGUUGAGCAAUGACUCUCUGGUGUCGAUCGUACUCGAGCCGAAAGGAUGGGAGAUUCUUACCGCGUAUCCUACCCUUUCGUUUUCGCUCAAGGGGAGUCAUGGAGACAGCUCACCGGGCGAUAAUCUUACUCAUGUCGCUGUGUUGGGACUAUUGGGCAAAAUGACUGGUGCAUGUGCUGUGGUUUCCUCGGGAAUGUCAAUGGUUGAGAGUGGUCGCUUGCGAAUCAAUAUCAGUUUGAAAGCCCUGGGAACGGUGGGUGUCUAUAUCUCGGAUCUGCAGUACCGAAGCAUUGAGAGCCUGAUGGUUAUGAUCUUGGGGAGACCUGUGCCUCAGAAGACAGUUUGGAAGGAGGGUGGAGACAGUUCUACCGUGCUGGCGAUCGAUAUAUUCGCGGCAUGGAAGGCGAUGAAGCUAGACAGUGGCUGGAGCAACGAGGCCCUGGUGCAGGUUUAUGUAGGUUAA